GUCUCCCCUGUGCCCCCCCUCCAGGCAGCCCCUCUCUCAUGCCGGAUAGGGCACAGCCAAGGUGACGCUCCCUGCCAGCUGGCGGCGGGCGCCCCGUCUUGCCCCCAUCACACCUUCCCUCCCCAAACUUCGCAGCCCCUGGGACGUGCGCGGCUCCCUCCGGGCAGCAUGCGAGGCAAUGGGAGCGCGCUGAACGGCUCUUCCCCGCCGCGGGACGAGCUCACCUUGGACAGGCCCCCCUGGGUGUCUUCCACCUUGGCCGCCAUCCUCAUCUUCACCAUCGUGGUAGAUAUCCUGGGCAACUUGCUGGUGAUCCUGUCCGUGUACAGAAACAAGAAGCUGAGGAACGCGGGCAAUGUCUUCGUUGUCAGCCUAGCCAUCGCUGACCUGGUUGUGGCAAUCUACCCAUACCCUCUGGUCCUGACAUCUAUCUUUCACAAUGGAUGGAACCUGGGAUACAUCCACUGCCAGAUCAGUGGGUUUCUUAUGGGCCUGAGUGUUAUUGGAUCCAUAUUCAACAUUACUGGAAUUGCAAUUAACCGAUAUUGCUACAUCUGCCACAGCCUCAAGUACGACAAGCUGUACAGCGACAAGAACUCUUUGUUCUAUGUCAUCCUUAUUUGGGUCCUGACAUUUGUUGCCAUUGUGCCCAAUCUUUUUGUUGGGUCCCUUCAGUAUGAUGCCAGGAUCUACUCAUGCACCUUCUCCCAGUCGGUGAGCUCUGCGUACACAAUAGCUGUUGUGUUUUUCCAUUUCAUGCUCCCAAUAGCCAUAGUUACAUUUUGCUACUUGAGGAUAUGGAUCCUGGUCAUUCAGGUACGGAGGAGAGUUAAACCUGACAACAAACCCAAACUAAAGCCACAUGACUUUAGGAACUUUGUCACCAUGUUUGUGGUGUUUGUACUCUUUGCCGUCUGCUGGGCUCCUUUGAAUUUUAUAGGCCUUGCGGUGGCUGUCAACCCAGAAACAAUAAUUCCCCAAAUUCCAGAGUGGUUGUUUGUUUCCAGUUACUACAUGGCAUACUUCAAUAGCUGCCUUAAUGCUAUCAUCUAUGGACUUCUGAACCAGAAUUUUAGACGAGAAUACAAACGAAUUAUUGUGACAAUUUGUACAGCAAAAAUUUUCUUCCAGGACAGCUCAAAUGAUGCAGUCGACAGGAUGAAAAGCAAGCCCUCGCCACUGAUCACAAACAACAAUUUAGUCAAGGUUGACUCAGUGUGAAAAAAGAAACCUUGUUAACUGACAAUUUAUAGACACUCUGAUGUACUCAAAUGUCAAAUCUGUUAGCCUCAUGGUUCAAGCUCUGCAAUUAAACACUGGUCCUCUAAUGUACAAUUGCACUCAGAUGAGAUUAUAUGUAUAGUAUUUUUGAGCCAAAGUAACAGUUUUUAAGGUAAAGUUCCUCCUAUUGCACUACAUGCUAUGUUUCAAUACAGUGGACAUGAUCCAGCCAAAGUUAAGCACCUCAGACCCAUCAAUGCCAGAGGGAUAGUUAAGCAUGCAAUUAAUAUCUCCCUUUGAAAUUAUUGGGGUUUAUGUAUUCUUUUCCUUCGGUUGAGUAAUUCCUAGUGAUUCGCUGAUAUACAACUGUAGGCUAUUAUGGAAUUAAAGAGCAAAUCAUUAUAAAUCUUUUGUUUAAGUAAGCACUAGAGAUGGAUUGGAACUAACAAAGACAUGUUACUUGGAUUUUUAAACAACAAAAAAACAAAGCACCACCCCAAUCUUCGUAAACUAUAAUCUAAUGCUGCAAAGCAUAAGCAUAAAUACAUGUAACUAGAAAUAAUAUAUAUUUUUUAAAGAUACAAGGAACUGCUGUUAAAUUAUCAGAGUAUAUACAUCGCUAAACCACAGGAUGACAAGUUGUUGAAAAGAGUUCUGUAUGGCAGGGAAACUCUUAAUUUUAUGGAGGAACAAAGCCUCCAGAAGCACUCAGGUGUGUGUAUGUGUGUAGAAUCUGGACAGUGAGCACCAAGGAUGAAAGGCCUUUCAGCCCCCACCCCCACCGCUGAUAAGGAAUGGUGAGGCAGGCGGGUCACUGAGUCUCACUUCAAAAAAGAAACCGAGGAGCAUCUUCUCGGUCAUAAUAUGGCGGUUGCCUGUUCAAAUGAUCUUUUGAAGUAUUGAGAUUAGAGAGAUGCAUACUAAAUUGCAUUCCUGUGCUAUAAAACCUAGAGGACAAUCAAAAGACUAAAUUAGCGUACGUGGAUGAAAAACUAAUAUUUUCAAUUUAGCAUCUUGCAAUACAGUAUUUCCAAACCUAAAAAUACUCCUAACAGAAGGGGUAGAAUAUGAAAGAGAGUGCUGUUGCCCUUGCGUCCUGGUUGCAGGUGUCACAGAGGCAUCUGGUUGGCCACUGUGAGUACAGGAUGCUGGGCUAAAUGGGUCUUUGGUUCAGGUCCAGCACGGUUUUUCUUGUUUUCUUAGGACUUGGCUCUUCCUUUCAUCAAUGAACCUCGUGCCAGAAACUGGCAAUAAUCUGUUAGCGUACCUCGUUGUUCCAUAUAGCACCUGUCGUUAUCAGCCUGGAGGGAAACAGACAUUUCUGGGAAAGCAUAAACCUGUGAUCAUCAUCAUCAUCAUCAUUUGUAAUUUGCAUGGCAAAAUAACCAAACAAAAGUUACCCCUAAGAAACUAGUGGGAGCUUUUCUUGCAAUGCAAACUGCAGGCCGAAGGACCUUGAUCCAGAUACAGACUGCAGUGGGCGAGAAAGGGUUAAAUCCCAUGCUAUGGUCUGGAUUGGGGCCUCCAUGCUGACAAGUGGUGUAUUUGUUUGGGGAGCUGCAUUCAGGGCAGAACUGUGCAGUUCAGGUUACAUGCAGUUUGCCCCUUCGUCACCCACUAACCUGUAUCUUCAAGCAUGGUCCAUGAUGCUGCGUAUAAGUUCAAACCAUCUCUAAGUCAAGUAGGGUGGGGGAAUAGUUUGAUUUUUUUUUAGUUGUAAGUUAUAAUUGUAAAGUAUAGCUAAACGGAUUUAUCAAAUCACUUCUAUAUACUAUAUUCUCAAAUAUUUUGUUUCCAUCACUAGAUACAAUGCCUUUUCAAGCACUAAAUAUUCACCAUACUCUAUAGAGCUCUGUAAGAUCUAGGCAUACGAU
Lacerta agilis (Sand lizard) is the source of this 3095-nucleotide messenger RNA. It is a transcript of the gene MTNR1A, whose product is annotated as melatonin receptor 1A. Lineage: Eukaryota; Metazoa; Chordata; Lepidosauria; Squamata; Lacertidae. The transcript has 2 exons. Gene Ontology annotation, cellular component: membrane. The record is from RefSeq and is a predicted model, not a curated record. The coding region runs from base 169 to 1221 and encodes 350 amino acids. Gene Ontology annotation, biological process: G protein-coupled receptor signaling pathway. Gene Ontology annotation, molecular function: melatonin receptor activity.